This is a messenger RNA of Trichophyton verrucosum HKI 0517, 324 nucleotides long. RefSeq lists its product as uncharacterized. The transcript has a single exon. The record is from RefSeq and is a predicted model, not a curated record. Lineage: Eukaryota; Fungi; Ascomycota; Eurotiomycetes; Onygenales; Arthrodermataceae. The coding region runs from base 1 to 324 and encodes 107 amino acids.
AUGCUGUCCGAAGAGCUUCCUUUUCUUUUCUCUGAGCUGUCGUCGUCGCCGGCUGGUGGUUGGCUGGCAGUGGUGGUGGUGGUGGUGGUGGUGGUUGGUGGUGGUGAGUUGUUGGAGGUUGAAGUCGAGGAGGAAGAAGUUGAAGUGCGAGAAAAAAAGAAGAAAAAAGCGAAAAAGAAAAGGAAAAAAAAAAAGAAAAAGAAAAAGAAAAAAGUUCGCGGAGGAAGCAAGAAGAUUCCGAGAAAGGCUAGCGGGGCGCUUUUCCUCUUUGGGCGAGGCGGCGUUGAUGUCGAAGUCGAAGUCGAUGACGGAGACGAAAGUUGA